Messenger RNA from Acanthaster planci (crown-of-thorns starfish), 1580 nucleotides. RefSeq lists its product as uncharacterized. Lineage: Eukaryota; Metazoa; Echinodermata; Asteroidea; Valvatida; Acanthasteridae. The record is from RefSeq and is a predicted model, not a curated record.
CGUCGACAGAGGGCGCACUCGGUAUAGAAAAUGGAGCGAGGGUGGAAUGGAAAUGCCCUGUUGCGGUGAAAGUCGGUGCAGAGCCGUCGUUGUAGUACUGGUUUUUCUCGUUUUUACCGAAUAUUUCAUUGUUGGAGUUGAGGGACAGCGAGUGCUUUACGAAUAUGUGAGGUACCCAUUCAAGAAAAAGCCUAAAUUUGAGCGACAGUACAAGAUUAACCUGCGUCAGUGCGAACAGAAUGCGGAAUGCAGUCAGGUGCAAGGUUUGGAUCUCAUCCGCUGCGGCCGAAUGUGCAUUGCGCCAGAUUGCUAUCAAGAGUUGUACGCUCACGACGAGCUGGAGUUAGGCGAAGUCGAUGUGCGGUUAACAUCAUUCAAAGGCUGCUGGGUGCAACGCUACUACAGGUAGCAGGUUCCCUGCUUUGCUCGAGGCCGUUCACUGAUCUCCCCCGUAACACCGGAGGAAAUGGAUGAAAUUGUGCCAGCGUUGGGCACCUGUUGAAAUGGAGCGCUUCACAGGAGGAAAUGGAUGACAUUGUGUCAGCGUUGGGCACCUGUUGAAAUGGAGCACUUCCACCAGGCGAGAUUAAUAGUCCAUUCAGUCCGGUGUGGUAAGAGUGCUCUCUGCAAGACAUGUCUGUGUAAGCCAAAACUGUUUUUUUUUUUUUUUCAAGGCUCGUUCAUACUUCACGCAAAUGUGAAUGCGAAUGUAAAGAUGUCAGAUCAAAUAAUCACCCUGUGACUUUGCAAAAGUUGAACACAUUUCAACUUGAGUGACAUUUUGCUGUCAGACUGUCAGAUUCACUUUGGCAUUCACCCGAAGUCUAAUCCGGCCUUGAGUCAGUUUCCAUGUACACGUAUGCAUGUCCAAGGUUAAAAUCCGUUCAUGGUCGUGUUUGUACAUGUUGUCCUGUGUUAAUGUAUUCAAGGAUGCUGGCUGUUCCACUUGUUUCCUGUAGGUGUACACCCACAGACUUUAUAUAAAAAAUCUUGACCUGUCAUGCCCUUUAUAGUCGACUCUCCCACAAAAAUGUCAGAGAGGUCACCAACGGCCAUCUUACCAUGCCAAAUACAAAGGUACGUGUAAUACCGGUACAAAGGGCCUGUUUGUUUUACGUGGAUCGCGAUCGCUGAUCCGGGGCUGGUUUGCUCUAUCCAUUAGGCGAGUUCUGGUGUCACUGAACCAAUGCCGGAUUACUGAUCACGAUCAGUAAGCCUUUGUGAAUCAGAUUUCAUUCGUGACAUCAGUAGUUACCGUGGUGAGCCAGCCCAUCACCUUUGUAUUCGAUAUGGUAACACAGCAGGCAUGCAAUUUUUCCUCGGAUCAUCUGAUUUCCUCUCAUGCCAUUGAAAAUUGAAAAACGCCGUUCAAAGUCUCCCAGAGAUUGGAGUUUCUUUGCUUUUUUGUGGAAGUCCAAGUUGCAUGCCUGACAUUGCCACCAGUGGCUUCAUUGGGUAGAAGGGCAUUGCAAGUGUAAUCCGUGAACCAGAGUCAAUAUUUCCACUUGGGCAUGCAUCUGUGUAAUGACGACAAGCAUUGGCAUUCCCAGGAUACUUCUAGAGGGGAGGGGGAAGGGGAG